GUAUAUCUGUCAACAGGCGUUUUGUUUAUUAAAUCAAGAAAAUGAAUGACUGUUGUCUCAGCGUACAAACACGGAAGACACCUCUCCUUAGACAAUUGAAACGCAAGCUAGAAAGCAGCAUGGUGGACAAGAAUAUCUACAUCGUCCAGGGUGAAAUUAGUACUGUUGUUGGAGCUAUCAAGAGGAAUUCCAGAUGGAAUACCCACACAACACUGGAUGAAGAACAGGACCCUUUACUUAACAGCUUUGGCUACCUCAAGGAAAUACUCAACAACAUACAAGAGCUGUCAGAUGUUGAACCGAACGUUUUUCUGAGGCCCUUCCUAGAAGUGGUCCGCUCUGAGGACACCACUGGACCAAUCACAGGCCUGGCCCUUACUUCUGUCAAUAAGUUCCUUUCCUUUGGUCUUAUAGAUGCUAACCAUGAAGCAGCAUCAGAAGCCAUUGAGAACAUGGCAGACGCAGUCACACACGCUCGAUUUGUGGGAACGGACCCUGCCAGCGAUGAAGUCGUCCUUAUGAAAAUUCUGCAGGUCCUGAGGACUCUGCUGCUGACGCCAGUCGGAGCCCAUCUGACCAACGAGUCUGUUUGUGAGAUCAUGCAGUCCUGCUUCAGGAUCUGCUUCGAGAUGCGUCUAAGUGAGCUCCUCAGGAAAUCAGCUGAACAUACACUGGUUGACAUGGUGCAGCUACUGUACUCCAGACUACCACAGUUCAAAGAAGAGGCCAAGAGUUACGUGGGUGCCAACAUGAAGAAGUUGAAGAUGCGCGCCGGUGGGAUGAGUGAGUCAUCCAAAUGGAAGAAGCAGAAACGCUUGCCAAGGCCGCCUCACCACAUGGUCCGAAGUCCCUCCGGUCAGAUGGACUCAAACCAGUCAAGCACCCUCAGCAACAACAAUCUCUUAGGUGGCGUCCCAUUCAUUGAGCAAGGUUUGUCCACCUCUAGCCUGCCAGCUUCAGACAGUGCUGGUUCGUCUGUUUCCAGCCCUACAACCACAGACAGUGGCCUGGACAUCUGUUCCAAAGCCACCUCCAGGGAAGACCUUUCUGACCUCGAACAAUGUAACUCGUGUGCUACCACACUUCCUAGGACUGAGCCUGGCUCUCCGGAUGCACAGUCUGAGGGCAGGCAAGUUGAACGAGCUCAGUCGGCCUCAGUGGAGUCCAUCCCUGAGGUUCUGGAGGACAAAGACACCAUUACAGAGCAGUCAGACGACAUGGACUAUGUCAACCCCCGAGGAGUACGUUUCACACAGUCCACACAAAGAGACGGUAGUCCUCUCAUCCCAUAUGGCCUGCCAUGUCUAAGGGAGCUUUUUCGCUUCCUGAUCUCACUGACCAAUCCCCAUGACCGCCACAACACUGAUGCCAUGAUGCACAUGGGCCUGCAGCUGCUGACUGUUGCACUUGAGUCGGCACACAUUACUAACUACCAGUCUUUACUCGGACUGGUCAAAGAUGAGCUCUGCAGACAUCUCUUCCAGCUGCUGAGUGUGGACCGUAUGAACCUUUACGCUUCCUCCAUACGAGUUUGCUUCUUGCUUUUUGAAAGCAUGAGAGUACAUCUUAAGUUUCAGCUUGAGAUGUACCUAAAGAAACUGAUGGACAUCAUCACGUCAGAGAACAUUAAGAUGCCCUAUGAGAUGAAGGAGAUGGCUCUGGAGGCUCUUGUCCAGCUGUGGAGGAUUCCCAGCUUUGUCACUGAGCUGUACAUCAACUAUGACUGUGACUUCUACUUCUCAAAUCUGUUUGAGGACCUCACCAAGCUGCUGUCCAAGAAUGCGUUCCCAGUGUCAGGGCAGCUCUACACCACCCACCUCCUGUCCCUGGAGGCUCUGCUCACUGUGAUCGACAGCACUGAAGCCCAUUGCCAGGCCAAGGUACUCAACAGCACUGCUCAGCAAGACCAGUCAGAAACACUGCUGGCAGAGGGAGAAGGUUCCAGCAAGAACGGAACAAACACUACAACUGAUUUUAAUAGCAGUACCAAUGGUCUGAGUCUGCCACAAGCUGAGUAUGCACCAGUGUGCCCACCAACCAGCGGACAUCUGAUGGCAGAGAAGAUGAGACUCGGUAGACAGGAUCAGGGGGACAAUGACACUGCUGAGAAGAGUGCCUUGAAAAAGCCUCAACGUUUCUCGUCGUGUUUACCUGAUUCCCAAGAGUUGAUGGAAAUUAGAACAAAGAAAAAGCUGCUGAUCACAGGCACAGAGCAGUUUAACCAGAAGCCCAAAAAGGGAAUCCAGUUUCUUCAGGAGAAAGGCCUUCUCGGUAACCCCAUAGACAACGACCAGGUGGCGCAGUGGCUCAGAGAAAACCCUCGACUGGACAAGAAGAUGAUUGGCGAGUUUGUCAGUGAUCGCAAGAACAUGGAGCUCCUGGACAGCUUUGUAAACACAUUCACCUUCCAGGGGCUUCGUAUUGAUGAGGCCCUGCGGCUCUAUCUGGAGGCCUUUAGAUUACCUGGAGAGGCUCCUGUCAUCCAGAGACUCCUUGAAACCUUUACAGACAACUGGCAUAAAGUGAACGGCUCUCCUUUCAUGACCAACGAUGCAGGCUUUGCCUUGGCCUACGCUGUCAUAAUGCUGAACACUGACCAGCAUAACCAUAAUGUCCGAAAGCAGAAUAUCCCCAUGACUAUAGAGCAAUUCAAGAAAAAUCUGAAAGGAGUAAAUGGAAACAAAGACUUUGACCAGGACAUGUUGGAGGAUAUCUACAAUGCUAUCAAGAAUGAAGAGAUUGUGAUGCCAGAUGAGCAGACAGGGUUAGUGAAGGAUAACUAUGUAUGGAGUGUGUUGCUACACCGCGGCGCCACUCUUGAGGGUGUUUUCCUUCACCUGCCGCCGGGCAGCUACGACCAUGACUUGUUCUCCAUGACCUGGGGUCCCACCAUCGCUGCCCUCUCCUACGUCUUUGACAAGAGCCUCGACGACAACAUCAUCCAGAAGGCCAUCACUGGUUUCAGGAAAUGCGCAAUGAUAUCAGCUCACUAUGGCUUCAGUGAUGUUUUCGACAAUUUGAUCAUCUCCCUCUGCAAGUUCACCACUCUGAGCAGUGAGUCUGUGGAAAACCUUCCUACAGUGUUUGGCAGUAAUAAUAAGGCUCAGACAGCAGCCAAGACUGUGUUUGAUCUCGCCCAUCGGCACGGAAACAUCCUGAGGGAGGGCUGGAAGAACAUCAUGGACUCCAUGCUACAGCUGUUCAGAGCCGAGCUCCUUCCUAAAGCCAUGGUUGAGGUGGAGGAUUUUGUGGAGCCGAAUGGGAAAAUUUCUCUUCAAAGAGAGGAAACGCCUUCAAAUCGUGGUGAGUCGGCAGUGUUGAGUUUUGUCAACUGGUUGACGUUAAGUGGAGCCGAGCAGUCGGGUCUCAGAGGACCGUCCACAGAAAACCAGGAGGCCAAGCAGGCUGCUAUCCUCUGCAUAAAGCAAUGUGACCCAGAAAAGCUGAUCACAGAGAGUAAAUUUCUACAGCUGGAGUCUUUGCAGGAGCUAAUGAAGGCUCUGAUAUCGGUUACCCCAGAUGAAGAGACUUAUGAUGAAGAGGAUGCUGCCUUCUGCUUGGAGAUGUUGCUGCGAAUCAUUCUGGAGAACCGAGACCGUGUGUCAUGUGUGUGGCAGACAGUGAGAGACCAUCUCUGCCAUCUUUGCGUCCACCCCAACGAGAGCUGCUUCCUGGUGGAGAGGGCUGUGGUGGGACUCCUUCGACUCGCAAUUCGCCUGCUACGACGAGAAGACAUUAGCUCUCAGGUUCUCCUAUCCCUGCGUCUCCUGCUGAUGAUGAAGCCUCACGUUCUGUCCCGGGUCAGCAGGGAGGUGGCCUUUGGUCUUCAUGAGCUGCUGAAGACUAAUGCAGCCAACAUCCACUGCACAAACGACUGGUUCACACUCUUCUCCUUGCUGGAGUGCAUCGGAGCUGGAGUUAAACCUCCUGCCUCUUUCCAGCUCACCUCCACCACUACUGACAACGACACAGGAGCCCAAUCAGAUAGCGAGCUGCCAUCUCAUCAUGUCAGUGAAGUGAGUACAGAGCGUGGCUACACGUCUGACUCAGGGGUCUACACUGAGCACAGCAAGACCAGGAUCCCUCGCUCUGCAACAGAUGUGGAUGUAGCAACCAGUGGAUGGCUUGUGGUUGGAAAAGAUGACCUGGAGACAAGUAAGAGCCCUGCAGUAAACUCUAAAGCUCAGCUGAAUAACCCACUGGUCAACCAGUACAGUCUGACGCUGGGUCAGGACCUUGGCCAGCACGACACCAAGUCUCUCAUCAAGUGUGUAGAAACGCUCUCAUUCAUCGUCCGUGAUGCCGCCCACGUCACCCCUGAUAACUUUGAGCUGUGUGUUCGAGCUAUACGAGUGUUUGUGGAGGCCAGUCUCAAUGGAGGUUACCGCAACCACGACAAGAAGAAGAGCCACAAAUAUGACUCCUCCAAGUCCCGGAUGAGAAAGAAGGGAGGGACAAGGGACAAGGAGGGUGGAGGUGGCACGAGGCGAGGUGGCAGCCGGGCGUCCAGCCAGCGCCCAUCACGUUCCCACAGCGACGAAGAGGAGGACGAGGGUGUCCCGGCCAGCUACCACACAGUGUCAUUACAGUUGUUAGACCUGAUGCACACGCUGCACACGCGGGCUGCCAGCAUCUACAGCUCCUGGGCAGAGGAGCAACGCCAUCUGGAGGCUGCAGGGAGGAAGAUCGAGGCCGACUCCCAGACUCUGUGGACCAGCUGCUGGUGCCCGCUGCUGCAAGGCAUUGCUUGGCUGUGCUGUGAUGCCAGACGACAGGUUCGUAUGCAGGCCCUCACCUACCUUCAGAGGGCGCUGCUGGUCCAUGAUCUGCAGACACUCGACGCGACUGAAUGGGAGUCCUGCUUCAAUAAGGUGCUUUUCCCCCUGCUGACUAAGCUGCUUGACAACAUCAGCCCAGCAGAUGUGGGCGGUAUGGAGGAGACCAGAAUGAGAGCCUGCACACUCCUGUCAAAGGUUUUCCUCCAACACCUGUCUCCUCUGCUGUCCCUGCCUACCUUUGCUGCCCUCUGGCUCACCAUUCUGGAUUUCAUGGACAAAUACAUGCACGCAGGAUCCAGUGACUUACUGUUGGAGGCGAUCCCUGAGUCUCUGAAGAACAUGCUGCUGGUGAUGGACACAGCAGGAAUCUUCCAUAGCGCUGACUCCAGGACAGGAUACUCAGACUUGUGGGAAAUAACCUGGGAACGAAUCGUCUGCUUCCUGCCUCACCUGAGGGAGGAGCUCUUCAAACAGACCGUCAUACCAGAUCCGGUACCCAGUCCUCCAGCAGAGCCCGUGCAGCCGACAGCAGGCCAGCCUUUAUCCCCUCAAGUUUCUCAGUCGCCCUCCCCAGUCCCAGGUACCCCUGCAGAGACAAAGACAGCCAGCAGGCCAGCAUCCCCCCAGGAGCCCCAACCAGCCAGUGCCAACGGAUUAGACCGGUCGUCUCCGGUCCCACCCUCCAUUCCCCCCAUGCCGGUGCCGUUAACAACGUCCCCUGUCCAGGCUCCCUUACCCUUGACCCAGUCCCCCCUCAUCCUUCAGCCCCUCGCCUCCCCUCUGCAGGUGGGAGUCCCACCCAUGUCCCUGCCAAUCAUCCUGAACCCUGCCCUCAUCGAGGCCACUUCCCCUGUACCGCUGCUUCCCGGUCUCAGACCUACGAGCGCUUCUGAUGAAGUUAAGUAAGAGAAUUCAAGCUACCCUCCACCCACCUUUCUAAACCACCACCCCUUUAACAACUGGAUCCAACAGUCUUCAACGACAACUUGUAGAGCCCAUCACCAGGUCUUUAAAAGGAUAUGAUAUGUACGAGACGACAACAAAUGUAUUCCACCUUUUAUUUAAAGGAGAAAUCCUCCUAAACAUGUGACGUUGUUAGAAAACACCAGUUGCUGUGAACAUUGCAUUCUUUGUGCCAUUUCUAUGUUUAGUAUAUUCUUAUUCCUGUGGAGAGAUGACUAACUGGAGACGACAGGACAGCAUGUCCAGAUAUUCAGGAACAGAAAAUGCAGGAUGAAAGUCAAACUAUGGAAAAUAUUAAAAGAUUAAAAAUCUGAUUGAAGUGGGUUCACCAAAAAUGUAGAUUCCACGCAGGGCUGUAGCUACACUGAGGUCCUGUCCUCACAACUGUUGGGUGAGAAUUUGGGUGUUUUGGUGACCUGGAAAGUUUAUUGGCUGAUUCCAGCAUUUUUAAACGCAUUGCAUUCUAUUUAUUUUUAAAAUAAUACAAUCAAAUAUAAAUUGCGAUUCAGUAUUUCCCCACCACAGUUGUAUUCUUAGGAGUGUAAGGCAGGUGUUAGUUGGUGUUGAUGGUCUCUCCAGACUCUCCACCCUGAGGCUCUCAGCUCCAAGCCCAGUGAUUCCUACUGAAGACUCGAAUCUUUUAAACACAACUCACAAGUAAACUGGUGUGUGUGUGUGUGUGUGUGUGUGUGUGUGUGUGUGUGUGUGUGUGUGUGUGUUCAUGGUAAUGAAGAAACAUGUGAGCCAGUGCAUCAGCUCACUGAUGUGUUUUUAACACGGUGGAGAAGAUCAGGCUUCUACACACAAUACACAAUACAAUACUUGUUAGUAGGAUUCAUUAACUGUUGCUGUUGCUCUGCACAUGGGAUUUGUUGGUAGUAAGAAAAAUCUAAAAUUGCACCGGCUUUGGGGGACGUGGUCUCAUGACCGCAGUGUGUUCUGGCUGCAGCCCUGAUUUCAUGAACAGUUUUCACGUGAGUGGGAUUAUUCCUAAUAUGUCCACCAUCAGGUUAAUGUUUUUAGGGUCAUCACAUUAGCCUGAUGUUGCAUAUGAUAAAAAAUUAGAAUUUUAAAACCGGGGUUAGCUUCGAGUUAGCACGGUCUCUCCCAUGUUUUCUCAUGCACUUGUUGGAAAUCAUUCAGAAGUUUCCAAAGCUUUUAACUUGAUAAGACCAGGAUGACCUCAUGGCUUCGCUCGCACACCUGUGCUUCAUAUUAAUCUAGAGAUUUUCGGCAGUGGCAGUGAAGAUCCACACAUGUAAGUUAUUGGGGUUUUAGGUACUGCAUGUUGUUGAUUAAACAGGAUUUCCAGAGCUUCGACUUCAGUCGGAUGUUCCAGAGGUCUUAACAGAGCUGUUCUAUGAGCCGCUGUCAUCACACACUGAGGGAUGAGUGUCUGAUUAAAAACUGUACAGGAAAACUGCUUUAUUUAUAUAGUUGUCACUUUUUGUUUCUGUUCUCCUGUCACGGCCACAGACAGACACUGGCCUGUUCUCUUUAUUUCUCUUCAAUUCUCCAUGAGCUCUUUUCCCCCAACAAACAACAACAACCUUUGAAUUUGGGCACCUUAUGAAAUCCUCUUCCACUGUGUGAAGCCUUCUCAGAUGUACAUGUCACAUCUACAACAUUCCAUAAUGUAGAUUCUCCACUGUACAGAGGACAGUCAGAGAUCCAAAUAGGGACUUUUAUGGUUUAAAAUUGGUCUAACAAAUAUUAAGAGUUGAGCAUUGAUGUCAUGUUAUCAUGUUUGUGUAGCUUGCUGCAACAGUCCACAUGAUUAAUCCCCAGGGCCUGAGGAGCUCUUUGGGUCACUGGGUUACUCAUCAUAUCACACGGAAAUCUAUGGAGAUCUACUUAACACCUUAUUGUUAAAUGUAAUCCUUACUGAAUACUUACCUCUCAAUGUAUAUAAUUGAAAUAGUUUACUAUGAAAAGCAUCCAUCUCCAUACUAUAGUUUUCAUGUUAAGUGUUAUAUUUUCAAAAACUUGAUUUCAAGUCAAUAACUUUAUUCAUCCGCAGUGUGUGUGUGCUAGAUUACAUAGCAGAGCACACACACACAUCUCAGUAGAGGGACAAAUAAUACAAUAAACAUAAAGAAAUACUCAAAUGUAUCAAUUGUCUAGUAACAAAGUUGACAGAUUGAGCUCCACAAGCAGAGUGCCAUCUUGUUCCAUUGUGUCGGAGAGACUACGGCUCGCUCCAAAGCCAUGUAGAUUGAUAAAUGGCUCUACAGGUGAGAGGAGAAAUAUGGAUGAACUGUUCCUUUAAUGCAAAACAGACAAACUGCAGGACUGUGACAGUAGAAAUGUUGACAUCAAAAGUAUACUCUUAAACCCAUCUGCUGAGAUCUUUUUGUGGUAUGUAAUAACAAUUGGUAACCAUGGUAACGCAUAUGCAUGGGAGUGCAGGGAUUUUCCCUGACAGUGAAAAGGAGUUAACGGAGAUGGUUUUUGACGGGGCACCACUUUGAAUGACUUACUUACCAGAGUGGGAUUUAGACCACAUAUAUUCAAAUAGAUAUUUUAAAAAGUCAAAUAUGGUAGUGCUAUAAAUUCAGUGGUUAUUGACAUUUCCACAUGUGGUUGCAUUUCACAAUGAGGUGUUGAGCUGCUCCAGUUUGCUUCCAUAGAGCUCUGUUGACAUGCUUGCAUGCUGAUUGUGCCUUGUGUGCAACGACAUGGACCCUGACAAAGUGAUACUCAUUUUAAUGCCAAAUAUGUGACCUACACCAAGGUGUAUAUGUGGCCCUGGGAUCCUCAGUGAUGAAAAUGUUAUUUAUUGAGUUGAGAAAGAAGAGAUGAACGUUCCCACUGCAGUACCGUUGGCAGUCAGGUAAUACUACAGCCUUAUAGAGCCGCCUACAUGAGACAUUUUGUAAGCUGUGUGCUUAUUUGUUGUAGGGACUCUUAUCAGGAGUCUUACAGGAAAUUACAUGAAUAUAAUGUGUAUAUAUAAAUGAAAGGUAAUGUACUUUUUACUAGGUAAUAAAUAUAAUGUAAAGAAA
Messenger RNA from Cottoperca gobio, 8746 nucleotides. It is a transcript of the gene gbf1, whose product is annotated as golgi brefeldin A resistant guanine nucleotide exchange factor 1. The record is from RefSeq and is a predicted model, not a curated record. Gene Ontology annotation, biological process: regulation of ARF protein signal transduction. Lineage: Eukaryota; Metazoa; Chordata; Actinopteri; Perciformes; Bovichtidae. The transcript is spliced from 40 exons. The coding region runs from base 42 to 5684 and encodes 1880 amino acids. Gene Ontology annotation, molecular function: guanyl-nucleotide exchange factor activity.